AAUACCCGCUGACCCUCUCCCUCCACCCCCUUACAUACAUGCACCACCCCGCGAAGUACCCUCUAACAUCAGUGAAAACGAUCCUCGAGCUACCGGUGCCGACUACCCGCUCAACGCCAUGGAAGAGGAACUCGACGAAGCGAUGUCGCACGACCCUAGCGUGGUAUACGAAACCUCGAGCAAAAACAUCAACGCAUCCAAGAACAGCAAACAUGGUAAGGAAGGUAGCAUGAUCCUCAGGUUAUUUAGAGGGACUGUCAAAGGUGGCGUUGAGACAGCCAUCGGCACAGAUAAAGUCACUGCGAAAGUUGGUAGCGACCACACGAAGAACAGGCUGGGUGUUGUACCCAAGCUAAACGCAGAUCUGACGUACGCCUAUUUAAUUCAAGUCUCAGUUUCAUAGGAAGAAAGGUCGUGUGUACAUUACAACCAAAGCCACUAUGCUUUGUAUGGAUUUCUCAACCGACUAAGUGAUUGAGAAAAUGGGUCGUUGGGACGGGAGGACUUAUACUAUAGCUAGAGUAUCUCGGUUGGCGAGAUUGGCGAUAUC
Messenger RNA from Lindgomyces ingoldianus, 550 nucleotides. RefSeq lists its product as uncharacterized. The transcript has a single exon. The coding region runs from base 119 to 403 and encodes 94 amino acids. The record is from RefSeq and is a predicted model, not a curated record. Lineage: Eukaryota; Fungi; Ascomycota; Dothideomycetes; Pleosporales; Lindgomycetaceae.